Messenger RNA from Myripristis murdjan (pinecone soldierfish), 2809 nucleotides. Its product is annotated as 1-phosphatidylinositol 4,5-bisphosphate phosphodiesterase delta-1-like. NCBI's taxonomy places the organism in Eukaryota, Metazoa, Chordata, Actinopteri, Holocentriformes, Holocentridae. The record is from RefSeq and is a predicted model, not a curated record. Gene Ontology annotation, cellular component: plasma membrane. Gene Ontology annotation, biological process: lipid metabolic process; intracellular signal transduction. Gene Ontology annotation, molecular function: calcium ion binding; phosphatidylinositol-4,5-bisphosphate phospholipase C activity.
CGGGUGUGACAUCACCAUGGCAGUCUGGUCAAACCGGUGUUGGAGCCUGCAGCACUUCUGACACGGCUCAGGUUGCCAAAAGAAACCCACCUGUCUCACCGCCCAUGCUGGGUGUGUUGCUGCGUCGCUCUCAAACCCGAGUCUUCAAUCCAAACUGCGCGCAUGGAAAGAGGGAACAAGCUUGGAUGAAACUGUGGAUAAAGUGAAAAGACGCACAGCUUGACCUGACACUGCGGAGAAAAAAAAAAGAAAAUAAAUCUAGAGACGAUGGAAAAGGAUGGGAUCGAAAAGAAACACGGUCUCGAGGGAGAUGCGGACCUCCAGUUUCUCCUGGAGGGGGGUGACCUCCUCAAGGUCCGCUCCUCGUCCUGGAAGAAGACCCGCUACCUCAAGCUGGAGCCAGACUGCAAGACCAUCUGGCACGAAUCGAAAAAAACCUUCAAGUCCAAGCAGACCUUCUCGUUGGACGACAUCUCCGCGGUGCGACAGGGCCGUCAGUCGGAGGGCUUGAGGAAGUACACAGAGGAGCAGGUGGAGAACCGCUGCUUCUCCAUCAUCUUCAAGGGCCGCAAGAAGAACCUGGACCUCAUCGCCAGCUCAGAGGAGGAGGCCAAGCAGUGGGUCACCAGCCUGCACAAGUUAAUAUCCAACAUGAACAACCUCAGCCAGCCAAGAGAAGGCAGAGCAUGGAUCUUCAACUGCCUGAGGAAAGCAGAUAAGAACAGCGACGACAAGCUGAGUCAGAAGGAGCUGAAGGACUUCCUGCGUAUGAUCAACAUUGACCUGGAUGACGAAUAUGCAGAAAUCCUCUUCCAGAAAUGUGACAAAUCCAAGUCUGGGUCUGCUGUCGGGGCGGAGAUUGAACAUUUCUACGACCCUGCUGACCAUCGGGAGGAGGUUGACGUGAUCUACGGGGAGUACGCCAAAACUGCUGGCUACAUGAGCGCCGACAACCUGGUGGAGUUCCUGAUGACCGAGCAGAGGGAGAGAGCCACGCUGGCAGACGCACACAAACUCAUUGAAAAGUACGAGGUGGAUGAAAAAGCCAAGGAGAAGAAGCUGCUUUCCAAAGAUGGCUUCCUGAUGUACCUGCACCAUCCGGAGAGUUUGGUCCUGAAGCCGGAGCACAAGGAGGUGUACCAGGACAUGAGCCAGCCCCUCAACCACUACUUCAUCUCCUCCUCGCACAACACCUACCUCCUGGAGGAUCAGCUCAAAGGGCCCAGCAGCACGGAGGCUUACGUCAGAGCUCUGGUGAAGGGCUGCCGCUGUGUGGAGCUGGACUGCUGGGACGGGUCGGAUGGCGAGCCAGUGAUCUACCACGGCCACACACUCACCUCAAAGAUCCUUUUCAAAGAUGCCAUCAAAGCCAUCAAGGAUUACGCUUUUAAGACAUCAGACUACCCAGUGAUCAUCUCCCUGGAGAACCACUGCAGCGUGGAGCAGCAGAAGGUCAUGGCGCACCACAUGAGCUCCAUCCUGGGCAGUGACCUCGUCACCGCACCCCUGGGCGACUGCAUGCCCACAGGCUUCCCAUCUCCUGAGGUGGCUGAAGGGGAAGUUGUAGUUAAAGGGAAGAGGCUGAACAAACUGGAAGCCACUUUUGCUCCUGAGGCUGCAGCUGAAGAUGACACCGAUGUGACGGAGGAGGAAGACUCAAAUGACGAGGAGGAGGAACAAGAGAACAGAAGAGAAAGAAACGAAGAAGCUCAAAUUGCGAAAGAGCUGUCGGACAUGGUGAUCUACUGCAAGAGCGUCCACUUCCACGGCUUUGAGGACGCCAAACAAAACCUGAGCUUCUACGAGAUGUCUUCCUUCAAGGAGGGCAAGGCGGUGAAGCUGGCCGAGGAGUCUGCUAAUGGCUACAUCCAUCAUAACAUGGACAAGCUGAGCCGCAUCUACCCUGCAGGCCUGAGGACCGACUCCUCCAACUACAACCCCGUGCCGCUGUGGAACGCCGGCUGCCAAUCGGUACCGAAUCAAACACGACUAAUGAAAAAGGGGGAACGACAAACUCACUUUUACAGUGUAGACUCACAGUCAAUGGCUUUAAACUUCCAGACGCCCUGCGCGGAGAUGGAUGUGAACCAGGGCAGGUUCGUGUGUAACGGGAAGAGCGGCUACAUCCUGAAACCGUCGUUCCUCCGGGACGGCGCCACGGAGUUCGACCCCAUCACCCUGACUCGAGGCCCCUGGCUGCAGCACAAGCUGCUCCACGUCAUGAUUAUCUCAGCCCAGCAGCUCCCAAAGGUCAACAAGAAGAAAUCCUCCAUCGUGGACCCGCUGGUUAAAGUGGAGCUCUUUGGAGUGCCAGCUGAUGUUGCUGUGAAAGAGACGGAGCCCAUUGAAAACAACGGUUUUAACCCGUCCUGGAACCAAAGCUUCCAGUUUGAGGUGUACGUGCCGGAGCUGGCGCUGGUGCGCUUCGUCAUCGAAGACUACGACUCCACCUCUGACAAUGAGUUCAUCGCUCAGUACACGCUUCCCUUCAACAGCCUACAAACAGGAUACAGACACGUGCCUCUGCUCAAUAAGAACGGAGACCCUCUCCCCGCCGCCGGACUCUUCAUACACAUCAUCGUCCUGGACGCUGAGUAGGACGUCGCCGCCGGGCACAUCCCUCCACAGGACGAGAACACAACAACCUCUGACACACGGCCACACUGCAGUUGUUUUAAAUGGCUUUUAUGUUCUUUUUUUUAAAAAAAAAAACGUGUAACACUUUUUUAGUUUUAGUUUGUAAUUAACUUAUUGGCUUAAUUGUAGUCGUUGGAACGACUAAGAGGUGGAUCACAUCCUCAGCGGACAG